CGCCUGUAACACGUCAUAGCUACGUCAUUAGCGUGCGCCGUUUACCUUGACAUUCACGGUGCAGUAUCCAUGCGGAAUGUUUUGAAGUUUGCUGUAGUUGUUUUAUACGUCACUGUGGGUACAGGAAUUAAGGAUGUCCGUAAAACAAGCCUCUAUACAUGCUAAAUGGAUCAUCGGGCGAGUUAUUGGAACCAAGAUGAGGAAGACAGCUAAAGUCCGUGUUACUAGACUGGUCCUGGACCCAUAUUUACUCAAGUUUUACAACAAAAGGAAGACGUACUUCGCCCACGACGCCUUGGAGCAGUGCACUGUCGGGGACAUUGUUUUAUUAAAGGCUUUACCGGAGAGGCGGACCAAACACGUCCAGCAUGAACUGGCAGAGAUCGUGUUUAAAGUCGGGGCAGUGGUCGAUCCCCUGACAGGCAAGAAGGUUGCAGGUCCGGAGUAUCUGGAGCCUCUCACCGUGUCCACAGAAAACCCAGAGGCGUCUUUAACAGAAAAAUUACAACAGCUGAACAUUUCUGCAGCUCCUUCAUCCCCCAAUUCUGCCUCUUAAUGUUGUAUUAUUUUUUUUUUAUAUUAAUGUAUGAAUAUAAACGUGUGUACUUGUUGAUUUGUCACGCAGAUUAAAAAAAUGAGUCGGUUA
Messenger RNA from Ictalurus punctatus (channel catfish), 646 nucleotides. It is a transcript of the gene mrps17, whose product is annotated as mitochondrial ribosomal protein S17. Lineage: Eukaryota; Metazoa; Chordata; Actinopteri; Siluriformes; Ictaluridae. The record is from RefSeq and is a predicted model, not a curated record. Gene Ontology annotation, biological process: mitochondrial translation. Gene Ontology annotation, molecular function: structural constituent of ribosome. The transcript is spliced from 3 exons. The coding region runs from base 134 to 556 and encodes 140 amino acids. Gene Ontology annotation, cellular component: mitochondrial small ribosomal subunit; ribosome.